Molecule: messenger RNA, 3375 nt
Organism: Plasmodium gonderi
Lineage: Eukaryota; Apicomplexa; Aconoidasida; Haemosporida; Plasmodiidae
Product: karyopherin beta,importin-beta 3
Exons: 1
Coding region: 1-3375 (1124 amino acids)
Biological process (GO): protein import into nucleus
Cellular component (GO): nucleus; cytoplasm
Molecular function (GO): protein binding; nuclear import signal receptor activity
Source: RefSeq, a predicted model, not a curated record
AUGGAAAAAAUCGUGGAAAUAAUUGAGGGAUUAAGCAGUUCUGAUAGCCAUGUACGAAAUGAAUGUGAAAACACAUUAAACUAUUAUAAAAAGAAUGACCUAAAUAAUACAGUGUUGUCCAUUUUGAAAUUGUUAAAAAGUCAUAAGGAUAGCCAGGUGAGGUUACAAUGUGCUAUAUUAAUAAGGAAUAUAUUUCGUGCUUAUAUCAAAACAUCAAAUGUAGAAACAGGAGGGGAGAAAGAAAACAAUGAGAAUUCAUUAGGAAAUGGAGAAGAAGAAAAUUAUUGGGAUUUAUUACCAGAGAAUUUAAAAAAUAUUGUAAAGUCAGAACUGAUAAGUAAUAUAAGCACUGAAACAGAUAAAAUGGUAAGAAGUAAUUUGUGUAAUAACAUAAUUGAUUUAUCAUCCAAAUUACUUAUAAACAAGCAGUGGCCUGAAUUAUUAUCUGUCACAUUGGGCUUUUGUAAUUCUAAUAACAACGAUGUAUUGAUUAGUGGAUUUAAAAUAUUGGGAGGCAUUUUAAGUUGUAUCCCAAAUGAAUUAGAAUUAAAAAGAGAGUUAGUUUCAUCUGUUUGUAUGAAGGGGUUAAACUCAUCAGAUGUGCAAGUCAGAGGAGAAUGCAUAAAUUUAAUUUCAUGCAUAGUUGAAGAUAAUAGCCCCAUAUUAGUUAAAAGUGUACAACCAUACAUUCCUCAAAUAUUACAGUCUCUAAGUUUGAUGGUUAAAAAUAGUAGUUCAGAUAUAUCUGUGUUAGAAGAAUGUGAAAAAGUACUUCAAGCCAUUGGAAAAAUGAUUGAUUACAAUGCAAAAUUUUUUACAAAACAUAUUUCCACCCUUUGUGAUAUUUUGUUUAGUAUAUGUAUGAAAGGAGAAAAUGAAUUAAAUUACGAUUUUGAUAGUAGCUUAAAAUCGCUAAGUAUUGAAGCACUCAUCACUAUUCCUGAAAGAAGACCUAAAAUGGCCUUAUCAGUACCUCAUUUUGUAGAUAAAAUUAUUCACCUUUCAAUGUUAUUCAUGCUUGACAUAAAUAAUGAUUCAUUUAACGAAUGGAUGAAUUCAAUUAAAGAAGGAAAGGAUGAUAAUCAAGAAUUGUAUGAUAUAGGAGAAGAAUCUCUAGAUCGAGUUGGAAAAGCAUUUAGUGAAAUUGAAGAAGCAGAAUUUAUUCAUAUUUUGUAUAAUAAAGUUUCAGAAUUUUUAAUGAAAAAUACAUGGGAACACAAAUAUGUUGCUAUUAUGGCUAUAGCACAAACAAUUGAAUAUUUGCCAGAAGAUGAAAUAGAAGAUCAGUUAGAACAUGUAAUAAAAAUGUUAUUACAAGUUUUGCUAGAUCAAGAUGUUAGAGUUAGGUAUGCUGCUUGUCAAGCGAUUGGUCAGAUCUCUCUAGAUCAUCAACCAUAUGUGCAAAAAGAAUAUCCUAGACAAAUAAUAACUGCUUUGAUAACAACUAUGAAUGACGUUCACCUUCGAGUUCAAUCUCACGCAACUGCAGCUUUUGUAAAUUAUGCAGAAGAAUUAGACAAAAUGGCAUUACUACCUUUUGCAGAUAUGAUAAUUGAUAUUCUUUUACAGAAAUUAAAUUCAUCCAAUUAUUUACUUGUAAGAGAACAGGCCGUAACCGCCAUAGCAGUGAUUGCAGGAGUCAUUGAAGAAGAUUUUUUAAAAUAUUAUGCUACUGUUGUGCCCAUGAUGAAAGAUAUAAUUCAGAAGGCUGUUUCAGAAGAAGAAAGGACAUGUAGAGGUAAAGCUAUUGAAUGUAUAUCUAUAAUAGGAUUAUCUGUAGGAAAAGAAAUAUUUUUAGAAGAUGCAAAAGAAUGUAUGAAUGCAUUACUUCAAAUAAGUAGCACCAAAAUGGAUCCAGAUGAUACAGUUAAGGAAUAUAUUCAAGAAGCUAUUGGUCGAAUAUGCAGAGCUUUAGGAAAUGAUUUUUUCCCAUAUCUAAGCAGCAUAGUUCCUACUAUUUUAUCCCUUUUAAGUGUGUUACCAAAACCUUUAACAGAUGAUGAAGAAGAUUUAACUAUCACAAUGGUUUCGAACGGUCAAUAUGUUGGUCUAAAAACUUCCCUUUUAGAAGACCAAGAAAAAGCCUUAGAUUUAUUAAUUAUCAUUAUUGAAGUAUUGAAGGAGAAUUAUAAAGAUUACAUAGAAGCAACUGCCACUGCUGUUUUACCAAUGUUGAAUUAUGAAUUGUCAGAUGAAAUAAAGCAGAAGGCUUUAACAGCAGUCAGCGAAUUAAUAGAAGCAGCAAGAAUUUUAUCAGAAAAAACGGACAAUAACAAAACCAUGUUACAUGCAAUUUUAACAGCCGCUGCAGAAAAGGUUCUUAAAAGCUUAUCAGAAACAAAGUUAGAUGAUAAUUAUGAAUAUAUUUUAGAUGUAAUGAUAAUAGAAUCCAACGGAUUGUACAUGUGUUUACAAAAAGCUGGUGCAAAUGUAUUACCUGAUAAUACAUUGAAACUAUUUUUUAAUCAAAUAUUCAAAUUGUUACAAUGUUCAACAGAUAGGAGGUUAAUAUAUAACCAGAAAAAAAAUAAUGAUGAUGUAGAUGAAGAUGAAUUGCUAAUUAUUGAUAGGGAAGAAGAAUUAGAACAGAAUUAUAGAACCAAUUUGUUAGAUAUACUUGGAGUAUUAAUAAAAUACCAUUCAACACAAUUCUUAAAUACUUGUUGUGAUAUUUGUAUCACAUUUAUAAACACAUAUUUGAACUCUCCAAACUCUGAAGAUGUUGCUUUAGCUUUAUAUGUAUGUGAUGAUUUACUAGAGUUCUUACAAGAAAAUAGUGUAUGUCUUUGGGAAUAUUUUAUGAAUCCAUUAUUACUAAAUAUUAAUCACACAGAUGAUAAGGUGAAACAAGCUGCAUGUUAUGGAGUUAUACAAGCAACAAAAAUUGAAGCAUUCAGUAAGUAUGCAAAUAUUGCUGUGGAUUAUUUGUUGAAAUUAAUUCAUCAAAAUACUUCAAAUAAGAAGCCAAAGGAAUUUAUUUCAGCAAUUGAUAAUGCUGUUGCUGCCUUGGGUGAUAUUGUUCUAAUGCACACAUCCAAAUUUAACAAUGCUGAAGAACUAAUCAAAUUGUGGUUAAAUAAUUUACCAAUUAAAGAAGAUGAUGCUGAGGGAAGGCGAGUCCAUAAAAAUUUAAUAGAUCUCGUUUCUCAAAAUCAUCCUCUACUUUUUGGUAAGGAUAAUUCCAAUACUGCAAAAAUUAUAGAAAUAUUUUUAACUAUUUACGAGACAGAUUUUUCGGAUGCUGAUUGUAACAAGAAAAUUGCCUCCCUAAUUAACUCCCUCGAUCAGUCCUAUUUAAGCAACUUGGCUUCCUCUGCCUUGACAAACAAGCAGGCCAAGAAACUGAAUAAUAUUGUCAACACUAGCCGAAAAUAG